Molecule: messenger RNA, 477 nt
Organism: Arachis stenosperma
Lineage: Eukaryota; Viridiplantae; Streptophyta; Magnoliopsida; Fabales; Fabaceae
Product: protein FAR1-RELATED SEQUENCE 8-like
Exons: 1
Coding region: 1-477 (158 amino acids)
Biological process (GO): regulation of DNA-templated transcription
Source: RefSeq, a predicted model, not a curated record
AUGCCGCACUGCAUUUUUUUUGAAUGUGCUGCCAGAAAUGAUGAGAAACUAUUUUGGAGGUAUGAAGUAGCGGCUGGUUUUCGUAUGUGUGACAUUAUAUGGAGUGAUGGUCGAAGACAGGAAGAUUAUGAGGCGUUCGGUGAUGUCCUCGCCUUUGAUGUGACCUAUGGGAGGAACAAGUAUAACCUUCCUGUCAUUGUUUUAUCCGGGGUUAAUCACCAUAAUCAAACAUGCGUGUUUGCAGUAGCAAUGGUUUCAUGUGAGUCACAGGAUUCGUACAAAUGGGUGCUGAGACGUUUUCUGGAAUGCAUGCGGGGAAAGGCCCAGAAGGCAGUUAUAACUGAUGGGGAUCCUUCUAUGAGGCUAGCUAUUAUGCAUGUUUUUCCAGAUGCUCAUCACAGACUUUACGUGUGGCACCUACUAAGGAAUGCCACUGCUCAUGUCUCACAACCACGUUUCACCCAAUUAUUCAAAUAG